AUGUUUGAAAAGUCAUGGCAGUCAGGUGAAGUCCCUGGUGACUGGAUAAAAGGACAUGUUAUGCCCAUAUUUAAGAAGGGUAGAAGGGAGGACCCUGGGAAUUACCGACCUAUCAGCCUCACCUCUGUGCCUGAGAAGAUCACAGAGCAGAUCCUCGUAGAAGAGGAUCCCAUGCAGGGGAGCUGGAACUCAAUGAACUUUAAGGUGCCUUCCAACUCCAAACAUUCUGUGAUUCUAACAACUCCUCAGCUAGUGCAGAGGGACUGUGAGGAGCAAUGUGGUGCAUCUUACAGUUCUGAUAGUUUUGUCGGAGCUGGGAAAACAACUCUUCUAAAUUACAUAUUGACAGAACAGCAUAACAAAAGAAUAGCAGUUAUUCUGAAUGAGUUUGGAGAAGGAAGUGCCUUGGAGAAAUCUCUGGCAAUCAGUCAAGGGGGAGAACUCUAUGAAGAAUGGUUGGAGCUCAGAAAUGGCUGCCUGUGCUGUUCAGUGAAGGACAGUGGUGUGAAGGCUAUUGAGAACCUCAUGCAAAGGAGAGGAAAGUUUGACUAUAUAUUGUUAGAAACAACGGGUUUGGCAGAUCCAGGCGCUGUAGCCUCCAUGUUCUGGGUUGAUUCUGAGCUGGGAAGUGACAUCUAUCUUGAUGGUAUUAUAUCUGUUAUUGACGCAAAGCAUGGAUUGCAACACUUGACAGAGGAGAAGCCAGAAGGCCUUAUCAAUGAAGCAUCUCGGCAGGUGGCAUUGGCUGAUCUUAUAAUCAUCAAUAAGACAGAUUUGGUUUCAGGAGAAGAACUGGAUAAAGUCAGAACAUCUGUCAGGUCAAUAAAUGGACUUGUUAAAAUUAUAGAGACGCAAAGAUCAAGAGUUGAUCUCUCCAGUGUCUUGGACCUGCAUGCUUUUGACAGUUUAUCUGGAAUAAGUUUGCAGAAAAAGCUUGAACAUAUAAGGACAACACAUGCACAUCUAGAUAAGGGCAUAAUUACAGUAACAUUCGAAGUUCCAGGAAGUAUAAAAGAAGAAAACUUAAAUCUCUUCAUUCAGAAUCUUCUGUGGGAGAAGAACAUGAAAGAUAAGACUGGACACACUAUGGAUGUUAUUAGACUGAAGGGACUGGUAUCUAUUCAAGGCAAAUCCCAUCAGGUGAUAGUCCAGGGUGUCCAUGAGCUCUAUGAUCUGGAGGAGACUGCAGUAGCCUGGAAAGAAGAUGAAAAAAGAACUAAUAGACUAGUCCUAAUAGGCAGGAACUUGGAUAAAGAGACCAUCAAAGAAGUUUUCAUAGCCACUGUGAGAGAGAAACAGGGAAACAGUUGA
Chaetura pelagica (chimney swift) is the source of this 1311-nucleotide messenger RNA. RefSeq names its product COBW domain containing 1 (gene ZNG1A). Bases 1 to 1311 code for a protein of 436 amino acids. Lineage: Eukaryota; Metazoa; Chordata; Aves; Apodiformes; Apodidae. Gene Ontology annotation, cellular component: cytoplasm. The transcript has 15 exons. The record is from RefSeq and is a predicted model, not a curated record.